AUGUCUAAUCCUUCACACCUCAAAAUUAAUUCUAUUGUAUACAUAAUAUAAGCGCCUCUUGGAUAAGGCACAUUUGGUAAAGUUUAUAAGGCUCAGUAAUUCAGUUCCAAAAAGGUAGUUGCCAUUAAAGUUCAAAAUCAAAUUAAUGAAUCUGAGAAGGCGUUGUUAUUAUAAUUUAAAGAAAAGAAUUUCAAAAAUCUUGUGAACAUUUACGAUUAUGAAGAAUAACACAAUCACACUUAUAUAGUGAUGGAAUAUUGUUCUCAUUCACUUUACGAUCAAAUUCAAACAAACACAAUUAAUCCAAAAGAUACAAGAUACGUAUUCAAAUAAAUCUCAAAUGGCUUAUAUGAGCUUCAUUCAUAGGGUUUGGCUCAUAGAGAUCUAAAACCAGCAAAUAUACUCAUAUGUCAACUCUAGGAUCGUGGCCAUGUGUAAGAAAUGUAUAAAUUAUGUGACUUCGGAACUUCUAAAAACUCACAAAGAUUAACAACAGCAUGUGUUGGUACUCCUUAUUAUCUAGCUCCAGAAUAAUUAUAAUAAUAAACGUAUGAUAAAAGUGUUGAUAUAUGGGCUUUAGGGGCUGUUAUGUAUGAAUUAUUUACAAAUACUCCUCUUUUUUCAGGUUCGACUGUUCUUCAAAUUUAUGAUAAAAUUAAAAAUUAUGAAAUAAAUGCAUAAAUUGAUAAUCUUAAUGAUCUAGAUAUUAAGUAUAAGAAUUUACUAAAGAGUAUGCUAAAGAAAAACCCAUAAGAGAGAAUUAGUAUAGAAGAAAUACGAUAGAAAAUAGAAGAACGGGUUUCCAUGAGUGUUGAAAGAAAACCUUAAACUAAUCCAGCUAAUUGCUAAUUUAAAGAGUUAAAAUCAUUAAAUCUAUCUAAGCCAAUUAAUAUCCCAGGCUAAAUUCAAGGCUAAAAGCCUCCACUUAAUUUAAAUGUCUAUCCUAAGAAAUAACCUUAAUUUUAAUAACCAAAUAACACUUAACCUCCUAUAUUGUAAAACCAACUUUAAAAUUUCAACCAAAAUACUUAAACAUAGAACUAGAAUUUAAAAUAAUUCCAAAUUCCAUCAGAAUUUUAAUGGUAAUAACGUAGGUCUGUGCCAGAAUUAGCUUAAAACAGUUCUAAGAUAGGAAAAUGA
This is a messenger RNA of Paramecium tetraurelia, 1140 nucleotides long. RefSeq lists its product as uncharacterized. Gene Ontology annotation, molecular function: protein serine/threonine kinase activity; ATP binding. Gene Ontology annotation, biological process: mitotic DNA damage checkpoint signaling; protein phosphorylation. The transcript is spliced from 2 exons. Gene Ontology annotation, cellular component: cytoplasm; nucleus. The record is from RefSeq and is a predicted model, not a curated record. NCBI's taxonomy places the organism in Eukaryota, Ciliophora, Oligohymenophorea, Peniculida, Parameciidae.